Messenger RNA from Camellia sinensis, 3000 nucleotides. The record is from RefSeq and is a predicted model, not a curated record. Lineage: Eukaryota; Viridiplantae; Streptophyta; Magnoliopsida; Ericales; Theaceae.
AUGUCAAGGGAAAGCUCUGGUGAUGAUCAUUUUGAUCUUGAAUCUCAGAGUCAUCUCUUAGUGAAAGAUGGUGGUGAUAAUAGUACAGCUAGUACUAGUGGUCCCAGUCAUCGUUGGCGAUCCAUCAUCAUAAUCCUCCAUGUACGCCAAGCUUUCAUCUCCAGUGCAAGGAACAAGUCACUGGCCGUUGAUGGGAUUGCGGUGGUGCCUCCGCCACCGUCCAUCGCCACCUCUAAUACCGGCGGGGAUGGUGAUGGACUAAAUGUAGAACUUGCAAUUAUACCAACCUCACCGGAGGUGUCCCUGGAUGUCCAAUCCGAUGGUGCUGAUGAGAGCAACAAGUGCAACAAAGAGCUUCAAAAUGCUGAAAUAACUAGGAUUGUGAAGGCAAAGGACUUGAAUUCCCUGCAUGAGUUUGGAGGUGUACAAGGAUUUGCAGAGGCUUUGGAUACUGACUUAGAGAAUGGGUUGGCGAAUGAUGAAGAUGAUCUUUGCUGUAGACGCCUAACAUGCCCACAAUCGGAAACAAAGGCUCCUCAAGAAGGCUUCUUUCAUAUCCUUUGGAAUGUAUGCAACAAGUACCUCAUUUUCCUUCUCCUUUUGUGUUCAGUGUUGUCAAUUGUCUUUGGGAUUCUGGAGGAAGGCCUACAUACCGGGUGGUAUGAGGGGGCCUUUGUAAUUUGUGCCAUCAUUGUGCUUGUAUCUGUUCCUAUGAUACGCGAGUAUUGGUAUUCAUGGUAUCAGCCAAGGAGGAAAAAGCUAUCGAAGACUAGGGAAAUAGCCGUCCAUGUUUUCAGAGAUGGGUUGUUCAUUUCUGGUGAAUCUUUAAAAUUGGAUGAUGAAUUGGAAUCCACCAUUGAUGACCAAAACCCAUUUAUGUUUCACGGUGCAAAGGUGAUUAACGGAAAAGGGAAAAUGCUUGUGGUAUCCAUUGGCAAGGACACAGUAUGGGGUGAAAUGAUGAGUAAUGUGAUAAAUGCUUCCAACCCUCUACAAGUUCAACUUGACCAGUUGAACAAUUGCAUACAAAUCAUUGGGGUCCUAAUCACUAUCAUCAUCCUUGUCGUGUUGUUCCUUCAUUUUGAGUUCAGUAAGGGUAGUGCUGCCUCUGUAAUUCCUGAUCUCAAAGCUAAACCGGCUGCUAUCAAAGAAUUUAUAGAUGCCAUUUAUAAAAUUGUCAAGAAGCCAAAGGGGAAGACUGAUCUAUUGACUUCUUCACUUACCAUGAUUUUGGUGGGGAUUGCAGAGGGAUUACCUUUAAUGGUAACUCUCGCCCUCUAUUAUUGGAAUAAAAAAGCAUUGUUGGGUAAGGCCACAACUCAAGAUUUCUUGGCUUGUAUCACCAUGGGUUCGGUAACAACGAUCUGCACUGACAAAACUUGUGGGCUAAACUUGCACCAGAGAGAAGUUGACAUGUUGUACGUUAGUGGACAGUUCUUCAACAAUGAAUCCGCUAUAGCCCCAAAAGUCAUAGAAGCUCUAUGCAAAGGAAUUGCCACACCAAUUCUAGGAUUGGAGAGACCUCUUUCUUCAAUGGAAGACUCGCUCCUCUAUUGGGCUUCUUUGAAGUUGGGACCGAAACUAGAUAUUCUGAAGCAAGAAUGUAAAAUUGUUGAGGUGAAAGAAUUGAACUUUGAUGAGGAAGGAUGUGGCGUUUUGAUGAGAAAGGACGGGGAAAGUGUGAACUCAUCCUAUUGGAAAGGAUCUGCAUCAACAAUACUGGCAAUGUGCUCAUCCUAUUACAGUAGUGAAGGAGCGAUGAAUGUUAUCGAUGAACAACAAAGAGUAUUCUUCGAGCAAGUUAUUGCAGAUAUGCAAGGUAAACAUCUCAAAACUAUUGCAUUUGGUUACAAACAAACUGAUAGAGCUACUCUCGAAGAAACAGGCUUGAUCUUGCUUGGAUUACUAGGUCUAAAAAAUUCAUUCAGAAAAUCAAUGGAAGAUUGCAUAGGUGCUGGCGUCAACAUCAAAUUGGUGUCAGGAUGUGAUGCGUCUGAGUUAGAAUCCAUAGCUCUAGAGUGCGGAUUGAACAUACCCAACUCAGAUUCAGUGGUGCUUGGUGAAAAUUUUCGAAAUUCUACACAUAAAGGGAGGAUGGAAAUGGUAGAUCAAAUUUGUGUUAUGGCAAGUUCACUCCCUUCUGACAAGCUUCUGCUGGUGAAGUGUUUGAAGGAAAAGGGCCACAUAGUUGCAAUGGUGGGUGCCAGAACAGAUGAGACGCCAGCGAUUAAAGAAGCAAACGUCGGAAUCACAAUGGGAAGUGGUAGCACAGAAAUGGCCAGAGAGAGCUCCAACAUCAUCAUCUGGGAUGGUGAUUUCAAUUCGUUGUUCACCAUCAUGAAGUGCGGACGAUGUGCGUAUGAAAACGUUCAAAAGUUCAUCCAACUUGAGUUCACCGUGACCAUUGCGUGGGUACUGAUAAAUAUAAUCACAACUAUCUGUUUUGGAGAUGUCCCAAUAACAACAAUUCAGUAUUUCUACGUAUGCUUCAUUGUGGCCGUUCCAGGUGGCCUAGCUUUAUUGAUGGAUCCACCCACCAAGACACUAAUGAAGAAGUCACCAAUAAGAUCAAUUGACUCGCCAAUGACAAGAACCAUGUGGAGAAACAUAGUCCUUCAAGCCCUAUACCAGGCUGCAAUUCUGGUGACCUUUCGGUUUAAAGGACAAGCUGUAUUGGACACCACCCAGAAGGUUAGUAAUGCUAUGAUCUUCAACAGUUUUGUCCUUUGCCAGGUUUUCAAUUGGUUCAACGCACGAGAACUGGAAAGAAAGAACGUGUUCAAGGGUAUCCAUCGAAACUGCUGGUUUUGGAUUGCGAUGGUUGGUACUAUUGUUUUGUUGGCGUUGUAUACGAAGAUUGCAAAUAUUUUUGCUGGCAGUGCAAGGUUAAAUCCUGAACAGUGGGCUUUCUGUUUUCUAAUUGGAGCGGUUUCUUGGGUGAUAGAUUGGGCUGUUAAGAGCACGUCGAAUUUUAUUGCAGAUAGGUUUCAUCGUUCUUAA